CAAUUUAUUUCCUAUUGCACAUCUGGAAAAUGCCUCACAAGCUCCACGUAUUUGCCCCACAGCUGUCCCUGCCCAAGCUGCCAGUCCCGGAGCUCCAAGAGACCAUGGACAAGUAUCUGACACUCAUCAAGACGGUUGUCUCCCCACAAGAGUACGCCCGCACCAAAUCACUGGUGGCAGAGCAACAGUCCAUGGACAACUGGGCCAACGACUGGUGGCUCCAUGACAUGUACCUGAAUGUCCGACUUCCUCUGGUCAUCAACUCCAACCCAGCUGCAGUGUUCCCGUGCCAGAACUUUCCGUCCAGGCGCCAUCAGAUCAGAUUCGCAGCCAAGUUCCUGUGUGGGAUGCUGGACUUCAAGUUUCUCCUUGACAGCCGCACCCUACCUGUGGAGAGGUGCAAGCACAAGGAGAAAGGUCAGCCCCUGUGCAUGGAGCAACACUACAGGUUGUUCUCCAGCUACAGGGAACCGGCCAGAGGAUCGGACAUCCAGCGGACCGACCUGGGAACACUGGGGACUGAUUACAUCGUUGUUGCCUGCAAUAACCAGUUCUACAAAGUCGAUGUCCAGAAGGCGGGAGAGUACAUCUCUGAAGCCGACCUCAGUGUACAAAUCUCUCGCGUUCUUGUCAUGGCGGAAGAGAGGGAAAAGGCGCCGGAAGUUGGCAUACUGACGUCGCAGUCACGUGAUGUGUGGGCGGACACCAGAGAACGCUUGAUGCAAGGUCACGCAUUAAUUAGCGUACAGGCAGAUAUUCACAGAAACAGACAUGUAAACACAAAUCUGCACAUUCUAGAGAACUGCCUGUUUCUUCUCUGCUUGGACAAACCCACGGUCCCUUCACGCCAGGGUUUCCACGGAGGGCUGACCAACGAUAUGACCGCCCGAACGCACCACCUCAUUCACGGUCAAGGUGCCAUGAAUAACUCCUGCAACAGGUGGAUGGACAAGACGAUACAGGUAAUCAUCUCAGAAGAUGGGACGUUCGGCCUCAACAUGGAACACUCGGUGGCUGAGGGCAUCGCUCUGGGUCACAUGAUCGAGUACGCACUGGGCAACAUGGGCAAGGACAAGGACACUGGCAUGACCCAUGAACCCGGAAGUCUUCCAUACCCAGCAUAUCUACGAUGGAAUCUCUCAUCUCAAUCUCUUGCAGACAUCAGGACAGCAAAAGAUGACGUGGACAGAAUGGUAGAGGAUUUCGACCUGACCGUGUUCAGGUUUGCAAUUUACGGCCGCGACUUUAUCAAGCAACUGGGGAUGAGUCCUGAUGCUUACAUACAGCUGGCACUGCAGCUGACCUACUACAAAAUCCAUGGAACCCUGACCUCAACUUACGAGAGUGCAUCUGUCAGACGUUUCCGACAAGGUCGUGUUGACGUCAUCAGAGCCAACUCGCCUGCGGCCUUGACCUGGGUUAGGGCCAUGCUGGGACAGACGGAAAGCACCGAAGAUGACAAAUAUCGUCUGCUGAUGGAGGCUGUCCAGUGGCAGCAAGAUUACACCCUAGAUACAGUUCUGGGACAUGGCAUCGACCUUCAUUUGCUGGGUCUGCGAGAAGCCGCGACGGAGCUGGGAAUUCCCACACCGGAACUGUUUACAGACCCGUCCUACAAGGAGCUGAACACGUUCCGACUGUCAACUAGCCAG
Molecule: messenger RNA, 1652 nt
Organism: Candidula unifasciata
Lineage: Eukaryota; Metazoa; Mollusca; Gastropoda; Stylommatophora; Geomitridae
Source: the annotation of a GenBank genome assembly